Molecule: messenger RNA, 477 nt
Organism: Acanthosepion pharaonis
Lineage: Eukaryota; Metazoa; Mollusca; Cephalopoda; Sepiida; Sepiidae
Source: the annotation of a GenBank genome assembly
AUGUCUUCUAAUGUAAAUAGAGGCGGAACUGCAUUUUCCUCUUCAUCUAAACAAAUACGACUUGAAGAUUCUUCUUUCUUUUCAUCACUUUCUUUCUUUUUUUACUUUAUUAAUUUUUCAAUUCCUUAUACUCUCUCCAUCGCUCUUUUCUUUAUUAAUUUUUCAUUUCCUUAUUUUCCCCCAUCUCCCUCCCUUUCUUUCUUUCUUUCUUUCUUUCUUAAUUUUUCAUUUACUUAUUUUCUCCCUCUGUCACUUUCUUUCAUUCUCUCUCUCUCUUUCUUUCUUUCUCUCUCUCUUUCUUUCUUUCUUUCUUUCUUAAUAUUCACUCUGCAUAUUACAAGCGUAUUCAAUUGUUAUCAUGUCGUUUCGAACAUUGGUCUUUCUUUUCCCCUUAAUUUAUUUCAUUUUUCCUUUCUUUUCUUUGAAUUUUCUAUUCUUUUUCUCUUUCCCAUUGAUUUUUUAAUUUCUUAUAUUUAA